AUGAAGUUUGCAAAGACAUUAGAACGAACUUUGGCAGAAGAUAUACCUGAAGAAUGGGUAGAAGCAGCAAUCAAAUACAAAGCAUUAAAGAAAACCAUCAAUAAAGUAGUUGAUGAGUUACAAUUUCUUGGUUUAGAAAAAAACAAGCUAAAGCUUAUACUCAAUGAUAAAGUCGUUGAUAUUGGUGAUGAUGAAUCGACCACAAGUCCACUGAAUCCCGUCAUUGCGGAGUACACUUUAACUAAACCAUCGCCUGAUAGUCAUACGAUCAAACCGAUGUUGAAGAUUACGUUAGAUUUUAGUCAUGAAGAACUAUCAAGUGAUAAAAUCAAUCAAAUUUGUCAUGAAAUCAAGGAGAAAAUAGAAGGAUUAUUGAAUGAAGAUGAAAGUGAAGCAGAUGAGGAAAAGAUUAUUGAAUUGACUGAAGAUGAAGGUGAGUUGAAAGUUGUUUCAAGUCGGGAAGGAUCACUUUCUCCUCCAAUAUCUCCUCAAUCACCUCAUACCUCACCUCCAUUGUUGGCAAGUGAAGGUAACAAUUGUAGCGGAAGUGGCGUUGUUAAUAAGUUGGAUAAAUUAGUAUUGGAUGAUGAUCAUAAAAGGCGAGAGAUUUACAUUAUGUUGAACUCAGAUAGUAAAUUUUUUAAAAUGUUGGAGGAGGAGCUAGAAGCAUUGGAUUCUUUGAGAAAAGAAGAAGAACUGAAAAUUAUCAAAGAAGUACAACGUGUUGCCCAAGCAGUAUCAACCAUGAAGGACAAGACAUCAGAACUUUACAAAUGGCGUGAGUUGUUCAAAAUUUACCUCGAUUCCGAAGUCUACUUUAAAUACAAUGAACUUGAUUAUGAGCAGAGAGAUAGUGACCAAAUUGAAAAACAUCUUACUGAGUUUUUAACCAAUGUCAACAAGACAGGCAUCCUCACACAUUUCAAAAAGAAACAAAGUGUUGAAACUUAUAAUGAAUUUGUUCAAAUGAAUUUUCAUCUACUAAAGAUGCUUCAAUUUCAAACAAUAAACACUGAAGCAUUACGGAAAAUAUUGAAAAAGUUCGAUAAACAAACAUCAUUAGGCAUACAGGAAAUCUACCCAAAACUUGUAUCAUCAGACCACAUAUUUGUCAGUGGUAAAUCACUAGCUCAUUCAGUUUGUUAUAUAAUGCAAACUUCAGUCCUACAACUCAUACCUCAAUUAGAUGAUUAUUCAUGCCCCAUAUGUACAAAUAUUGCAUAUAAACCCAUACGUCUAUCAUGCGGACAUUUGUUUUGUGUACGGUGCUUAGUCAAGAUGAAAGAACGUGAUAGGAAUGAUUGUCCAUUUUGUCGAAGAAAAGAUGCUAUAUUGGAUGCAGAUUCUGGUAAUUUGGAUUUGGAAGCUAUGCAAAUUAUGAAGAAAUAUUUCCCUAUUGAAGUUAAAGAGAAGUUGAAAGAUCGAAGUAAGGAGAGGUAUCAUGAGUUUAGAGGGAAUGACAAAUGUGUUGUUAGCUAG
Molecule: messenger RNA, 1479 nt
Organism: Lodderomyces orthopsilosis Co 90-125
Lineage: Eukaryota; Fungi; Ascomycota; Pichiomycetes; Serinales; Debaryomycetaceae
Gene: TRY3
Product: Try3p
Exons: 1
Coding region: 1-1479 (492 amino acids)
Molecular function (GO): metal ion binding
Source: RefSeq, a predicted model, not a curated record